Molecule: messenger RNA, 1419 nt
Organism: Closterium sp. Naga37s-1
Lineage: Eukaryota; Viridiplantae; Streptophyta; Zygnematophyceae; Desmidiales; Closteriaceae
Source: the annotation of a GenBank genome assembly
AUGAUGCGCUUCUCUGAUCCACAUUGCAGGGAUCUGAGCUACACGGGGGUAUCUGGGUCAGUGCCAUGGGGCGUCAACAGCCUCGAGAAGCUGCAGACACUGUACGGCACCCCUGGCGUUUUCUGCAAUGACAAUGCCACCUGCCCUGCCGCUGGCCCAUUGCCCCCUCCUGAGAACCCGGCCAAUCCCACGUCGCCAGCUGUCAAAAACUCCAGCUCCCCUGGGUCUGCCAGUUCGUCUGCGCCCAACACCACCUGCCACAUGUGCCAGAGUUACUGCCUCGGCUGCUCCUCCUCUGCGUCUGUAUUUUCCUCCUCUCCCUGCCACAGCUCCCCCCCUGCUUCUAGCAGUGCCCUCUCCCCGGGAGCCAUAGCAGGGAUAGUGGUGGCGGCAUUCAUCGCCCUUAUUGCUGUCGCCCUCCUCCUCUGGUUCCUCCUCCGCCCAUCUGAACCCGGUGAAAGCCAUGGUACGGCUGCAGCACCCGAGGCUGGUGCCUCUGCUGGGGUGUGUCGACUAAACCACUUCCUCAAGUCACGCCUCAUGUUUUCCCCCAUCCCGAAAUCCCAGGUGAAAGCGAUGGCGCGGCUGCAGCACCCAGCACUGGUGCCACUGUUGGGGUACUGCAUCGACUAUAACGAGACCAGCCGGCAGAUGGAGCAGAUCAUCGUGUCGCAGUUCAUGCCCAAUGGGGACCUCUCGCACUGGACCACGGCAGGAGCCAAGCCCCUCUCACCUCACGAGCCCCUACUUCUGCAUGCUCUCUUAUCUCCUCAUUCCCGCACCUCCCAGGGGCCAAGCCCAUCUCAAACUCUCGGCCUCCUCAUCUCCCCAUAUUCUGAUGCAUCUCCCAGGGGCGAAUCCCAGGUCGCUGCUUUCGGAGUGCUGGUGCUGGAGCUGCUGACAGGCAGGGACCCCAUCCUCUCAGUCGAUGGCUCGCAGUCGCACAUCCGGGAAUGGGCGACAGCAGAGCUCUCUAGCAGUGACGUCAGCUCCAUCAUAGACCCGCGCAUGCCUUCCCCUGCUGCGUCUACUGACGACGUCAGCAUGGCGCAUGCUGACGUCAUGCAGAGCCUUGCAUCCCUGGCGUUGGAAUGCACUGCCAUGCCCGCUGCCUCGCGCCCCUCCAUGGCCAAAGUUCUCUCACAGCUGAAGCAGCUGCACGAGGAGGUUGUGAAGCGGGAGGGGGAGAGCGGACUGGAAGGGAGUGAGUUCGUAGGAGUGGAAAUGGGUGCAGGGGGGGUGGGAGGAGUCGGGAAGGAGAAGUGGGAGAGUUUGGCAGAUGGGGCGUCAGCGGUGAGUGUGACACCAGUGAUGACUGUGAGGGAUACGACAGGCAGCUUGGAGGGGAAUGAGAGCUCGAGUGCUGGAGAGGGGACGAGUGGAGAGGCGAGUGGGAGCAUGGCUGGUUACCGCAACUGA